AGAAACGACUUGGGAGUGGCCCAUURUCAGGAGUAGCAUUAUCUGYCACUUUAAAUCAAAAUGGAAAAACGAAAAGAGUUUGUGUGCGCUACUUACGUWCUCAAGCAAAGAUGGAAAGUUUUCUCAAUGAAGCUAAAGUAGCAUCUAAGCUGAUUCAUCCCAACAUUCUCAAGCUAUAUGGAGUCAUAGUCUUUGGUCCUUAUGUCAACUCUAUUGCACUGGUGAUGGAGUUUGCCCCUAAUGGCAACAUUGUGGAGUCAUUGAGUUUGGUUUCUGUCAAGAGCUUCUGUAAAAUAAUACCCCAAAUCAUUAGUGUCAUACAGUUUUUAGACAGCAAGGGAUUAGUUCACUUUGGAUUGAAGGAAUUUGCUGUUUUUAUCUUUUCUCCUACUUUGAUCAAAAUUGGAGGAUUUCAUAGYUGUGGUAAAAAGUCAUCCUUGCCACAUUGGUACAUGAAGAAAGGUUACUCGUUAAGCACAAGAGGCAUGGUCAAUUGGUUUGCAUCUUUUGUGGAACGAAUUUUCUUUUUGCUUGAAAGAUCUCGGCCUGAAGAGAUAAUUUUUAAAGAUACUUCCAGYAAAAAAAUUAAGACUGUAAGAAAUCUUUGUCCAAGUGUUCUGAUCCCUUUGCUGAAAAGAUGCAAAUCAACCAAAGACACAAGACCUGUUCCUACCUUUGAUGAGAUCUUUGAUGUCUUGCUCAGUAAAGAUUUCCCACCCAUGGUCCAAAUGACURCAAACUUCAAAUCACAUCACCCUGGUGAUAUUUCAGUCAACAAAGAUGAGAAAGUUCUUGUAAUAUCCAAAUCUAUGACUAGUGAACACCAUCAGCACUCACAUAACUUAUGGUUAGGAGAGAGAGAAGAUGGAAAGGUUGGCUUGUUUAAUGGAAACCUGUCAAUUCCAAUUAGUGUAACAGAAAUACUUACUGAAACUGAUGUAACAGAUAUCAGUUCUGAGGAAGACACACAAGUGCCAGCAGAGAUCAAGGCACGUGGGCUGAGAGCUGAGCUUGCUUACCAAAGAGCGUUAAAACAUGGCAAAGUAGUUGUGAAUCGAGGCCGAAUCAUGCUUGUUGGUCAAGAAAGAGCUGGUAAAACUAGUCUUAAGAAGUCUCUUCUUGGGCUGCCAUUUGAUCCUAGAGAAGAGAGUACAGUUGGUGUUGAAGUUGAUCCAUCUUCAAAAUCCCAGACAAUAGUCAGUAUAUGGGACUUUGCAGGCCAGCAUCUUUACUAUGCUUCACACCCUGUGUUUUUGUCUCCAAGAGCUGUUUAUUUAUUGGUCUAUAAUCUUAGUAAAGAUCUUGCUUCCGAAGCAGAGCCAUGUGUAAGACAAGGUGCUUUUGACAUUUUCUUAGAAAAUGCUGAUAAGCAGACCAACCUAGAAGCAAUUCUCUCAUGGUUGGCCUCAAUACACAGCAUUCGACCAAUCAGUGACCAGGAAGAGGAAGCUGAAAGUAGUGAUUCCAUGAAGGUUCCUGGAAAUUGUCUAUACCUGCGACCUCCAGUGAUUGUAGUUGGCACCAAUGCUGAUCGGCCUUUUGCUGAGCCCAAGAAAAUGGAAAUAGUCAUCAAAAAGAGCCUGUCUGGAAAAAGCUUUCAGCAACAUUUGGUGAAGCCAUUCUUCACUGUGAAUAACACUCUAUCAUCAGCUGACGAUGGAAUACAACGCUUGCAGUCAAGGAUUAUUGAAGUAUUGGAAAAGGARCCCUACAUGGGAGAGCAUAUACCUGUCAGAUGGCUUAUCUUUGAGAGGGUGAUCAAAGCCUUGGUGGACAAGAARACUCAUUAUCUGCYGYUGCCAGACCUGGAAAAGAUYGUCAUGGAMGUUUGCUUUAUAGAGGAAAGUGAUGAAAUCCAUGCCAUGUUAGACUAUUAUCAUGAUCUUGGUGUCAUCACCAAACAUGGCGAUACAGUGGUUCUCCAUUCUCAGUGGCUUAUUGAUCUGUUUAGAAAGUUGAUYACUGUCAGACCUUAUGAUGAUCAGAAYCCCAUGUAUGAGGAACACUGGAAUGACCUUGAGGAAAGUGGAAUUCUGCACAUGGAGCUUGUUGAGCAUGUUUUUAGUGAACUUCUAGAUAGYGGMCAAAGUAGAGAMGAUCUUCUUGGAAUGAUGGAACAUUAUGGACUGAUUGCUGGGUUCAAGAAAGAUGCUGACAUUCGUUACUUUGURCCUGCUCAGCUACGAUCAUCUCCAGAUGARUUAUUAGAUAUUCAGCCAUCACCCGUCGGACCAUGCGCACUGUAUGUGCAUUUUAUUGAUGGUUUUGUCCCACAUGGUUUAUAUUCUUUGUUUGUGUCUAAAUUCAUUGCCUGGUGUUCCACAUCUCAGGAUGGUAGUCAACAUGAGCCAAAUCUGUACCGAAAUGUCUCGCGUUUCAUUCUCGGGAAAUCUUCGGAUUACGAACUGAUAAUCAUCUGUAGGAAGCGAUUCAUCAAGGUCGUUCUAUGCAACCUUCAAGAGAACAAGUCAUGUCUGUACCAAAGGAGGUACAAGGGGUAUGAAGCACCGAAAAACCUCGAUUUUGCAAUAGUUAAGUCUUCGAUAAACUCUUCGAUGUUUAAAAGACUGAGGCACGACAUUUUGCAUGGACAAACUGAAAAGGAAAGUUUCACUGACUUUGAUCGGCUCUACUUGUCUCUGUCUGAGAAAGAAAUCCCAGGUUUCUUUCCAGAGCUCUGUUUUGAGCAUGGAGUACAAUCCCUUGAUGACCUGAAACAACUUGUGUCAACUACCACAAGCAAAAAAAUAGGGAUAAAUCAUUCAGGCAAACUAAAAGAAGCAUGUCGCUUGUCAUCAGACAAAAAAACUGACUUCAAUAAACUAGCUAAGAAACAUGGCAAAUUUGACUACGAGACAGAGCUUGCAAAAGAAGGKGUACCCAUCAUCCCAUUGUCUGACAUCACAGUCCAAAAACGACUUGGAACUGGCCCAUUGUCAGGAGUAGCCUUGUCAGCCACUUUGAACCAAAAUGGGAAAACAAUUAGGGUUUGCCUGCGUUAUCCUCGAAGCCGUCAUCAGCUGGAAGGUUUUCUCAACGAAGCUAAAAUGCUAUCCAAACUAGCCCAUCCAAAUAUACUCAAACUACAUGGGGUAGUAGCGCUUGGUCCUUAUGUUGACUCUAUUGCACUGGUGAUGGAGUUUGCUCCCAAUGGUAACAUUGUAGAGUCCCUGAAUUUGGUUACUGUCAAGAACUUCUGUAAAAUAAUACCACAAAUCUUGACUGUUCUUCAUUUUGUGGACACCAAGGGAUAUGUUCAUUGUAGAUUGAGUGAAUUUGCUGUGUUCAUCUUUUCUCCUAAUUUGAUUAAAAUUGGUGGAUUUGGUGGCUGUGUGAAAAAAAGCUAUUUUCAUGACAAGAAGAAUGUGGUGCAGGAUAAAUAUGGCRCUGCAAUGCACUUGAUAGGUAACCCAUCAAUCAAAGGUACAGAAGGAAUGAUAGGCUGGUUUGCUGUUUUUGUGGAGAGAAUUUUCUUUYUGCUGGAAAGACAGCGUCCUCAAGAGAUUGCCUAUAGAAACCAUAAAGAUAAAAAUGUACGUUUUAGUCAUUACUGUCCAGAGGUUUUAAUGCCUUUGCUGAAAAAAUGUUGGUUGCACAAGGACACCACUGUUCCUUCUUAUGAAGAAAUCUUUGAAGUUUUGCAAARGAAAGAUUUUCCACCCAUGGUUGAAAUGAUGGCAGACACCAAAGCACAGCAYCCUGGUGAUAUUUCAGUUAAGAAAGAAGAACAUGUUGUUGUUAUUUCCAAGUCUUUGAGCAGUGAGCACCACAAGCCUUCAGAUAAUUUCUGGUUAGGAGAGGCGGAGGAUGGAAGAGUUGGUUUGUUUGAUGGAAAUCUGGCAAUUCCAAUCAUCGACACAGAUAUUGUCAGUGAUGCAACAGAUGCUGAUUGUGAAGAAGGAACACAAAUACCAACAGAGAUAAAGGCACGAGGACCGAGGGCAGAACUUGCUUAUCGCAGGGCAUUAAUGCAUGGUAAAGUAGUUGUGAAUCGAGGCCGUAUCAUGCUUGUUGGACAAGAAAGAGCUGGUAAAACUAGUCUUAAGAAGUCUCUUCUUGGGCUGCCAUUUGAUCCUAGAGAAGAGAGUACAGUUGGUGUUGAAGUUGAUCCAUCUUGCUGCAGUGUUGAUGUUGACAAUGUCAAGAAUUGGCAGAGGAUGACUGACUCCACUCACACGGACUUUGCUGAUAAUAUUGCAAGAUUGAUUGCUGAUGAUCUGAAGAAAGAUGAAAAUGAAGAACAAGAAGCAAAACAAGAGGAUACGAAUGAGAAAAAAGAGAGUGAUCAUACAGAAAUAGUCCAACAAACAGUAAAUGAGGAAGAUCACACUGAUACUAAUGACGUCGAUAGCACAAACAAAAAUAUAGAUGUUCCAUUAGAAGUUUCUGAUAAUCCARCUAUCUCAGAAACACAUGAAAUUCUCGAAGACAGUCCAAGUCAAGCACCAAAACAAGAUUCUGUCCCGGAAGAUAUCACUGAAAAAGUGGUUCACUACUUGCAAGGACUACAUCUUGAUGAUUCCUCAACAAAGUCCCAGACAAUAGUCAGUAUGUGGGACUUUGCAGGCCAACAUCUUUACUAUGCUUCACACCCUGUGUUUAUGUCUCCAAGAGCUGUUUAUUUAUUGGUCUAUAAUCUUAGUAAAGAUCUUGCUUCCGAAGCAGAGCCRUGUGUAAGACAAGGUGCCUUUGACAUYCUCUURGARAAUGCUGAUAARSAGACMAACCUAGAAKCAWUACUSUCAUGGUUGGCCUCAAUACACARCAUUCGACCAAUCAGYGACCAGGAWGAGGAAKYKRAAAGUAGUGASUCCAWRAAKRUUCCUGRARAUUGUCCAUACCUGMRACCUCCAGUGAUURUAGUUGGYACCAAUGCYGAUCRGCCUUWUGCWGARCCCAAGAAAAUGGAAAUAGUCAUCAAAAAGAGCCUGUCUGGAAAAAGUUUUCAGCAACAUUUGGUGAAGCCAUUCUUCACUGUGAAUAAUACUCUGUCAUCAGCUGACAAUGGAAUACAACGCUUGCAGUCAAGGAUURUUSAAGUAUUGGAAAAGGARCCCUACAUGGGAGAGCAUAUACCUGUCAGAUGGCUUAUUUUCGAGAAGGUAUGUGGCGAUUUUAYAUGUGAUUUACUUGUUAGCUAUAAUGUUGAUGAAAUUUGUAUUGCUCAUUAA
Molecule: messenger RNA, 5171 nt
Organism: Exaiptasia diaphana
Lineage: Eukaryota; Metazoa; Cnidaria; Anthozoa; Actiniaria; Aiptasiidae
Exons: 26
Coding region: 111-5171 (1686 amino acids)
Biological process (GO): protein phosphorylation
Molecular function (GO): protein binding; protein kinase activity; ATP binding
Source: RefSeq, a predicted model, not a curated record